AUGCCUCUCCACACCUGCCCUACCGACAAACCCCUUGACCUCAGUCUGUGGGACUAUCUGACCAAAACGGAGGGACUUCAAGGCAGCCACGAUGAUCCGCGGUUCGAGAUCGCCAAGUACCAGUUUGGCGACGCAGCCAAAAACUUCAAGAUCCAGCACCACAAAGCGCGCAUGUACUAUCAUGAAGCCAAGGGCGAGGGAAUAGUUGAAGAGGAGAUGUCCUUCGAGAGAUGGAGUCAAAUGAAUAUGCCCGCCCUGCAGAUAGCUUUACGCGAGUUCCAAUACAAGAAAGACCAGCUCGCCAAGGCGGGGUUGAUGAUUUAUGGGCCGGGAUACCAGGAGCGCAUGGAGCGCGGAGCUCACGAGUCAGCGACGAAAGCGACAGCGGAGGAUGGGUUCUUUAGCUGA
Messenger RNA from Aspergillus aculeatus ATCC 16872, 408 nucleotides. RefSeq lists its product as uncharacterized. The record is from RefSeq and is a predicted model, not a curated record. The transcript is spliced from 2 exons. Bases 1 to 408 code for a protein of 135 amino acids. NCBI's taxonomy places the organism in Eukaryota, Fungi, Ascomycota, Eurotiomycetes, Eurotiales, Aspergillaceae.